Molecule: messenger RNA, 672 nt
Organism: Symbiodinium natans
Lineage: Eukaryota; Dinophyceae; Suessiales; Symbiodiniaceae
Source: the annotation of a GenBank genome assembly
AUGCACAAUGCCUGGCGCCGGGAGUGGACCCCCGAGGAUUAUCGCUUGGACAAAGCCUGGAAGAACCUCAGCAUGAGAAGCAGCCUCGAGCUGUGGCCGUGUGAUAUGGUGGAGGUGUUCCGCUCCGAUCGAUUCCGCUUCUUCCUGGGAAGCUUGGCAUCCGCCCUGAAGUUUCAGGAGAAGUGCCCAGACCUACACAUGGUCUUCACGAUGAAUGCAGAGGAUCAGCCCUCAGAUGGCGAGCCACCAGACUGGGCCGUCUUCUUCAAGGAGCGAAACGUUCUGAACUUUCGCUUCGGGGGCUACGACAAGACGAAUGUGAAGCCUGGCUCACCGGAGUGGCUCCAAAAGAAGACGGAGUUCUUGGGAAUCUGGACCGAUGUGGUUGGGAAGCUGCACGCACAUGCGCCGUCGUCACCCAGACCAGUGAACGUCUUAUUCCACUGUUUCGGAGGAGUCAAUCGGUCUACCGCUGCUCUGGUCGCUGCCCUCGUGUCGCUGUCGAUGACCAUCGAGCAAGCUGUGGAGUAUGUCCUCAAGGCACGGUCUGGACAGCAGUGCUGGUGGAAUCGGGACUACUUCCUACCGGCCUUGCUGGAGUUUGAGGCUAUCCACCUUCCCCACGUUUCACCCAUGGAGGCAGAAGAUGGCGGACUGGAAGAACAGGCGUAG